CCAGAAAGCAAGAUAAUAAGCUCCUCUAUGUCCGACCUACCAGACAUCGAUCUGAAUGUUCGGGGCUGCCCUUAAAAGACUCCAGAACAGAUGGAAAUCGUACAGACACAGGUUCGUACCUUGGGUUGUACUGAACCUGUCCAAAAAUGAGAAAACGUUACGGCAGGUGAGCGAGCGCUCGGAAGACAAACUGGUCCCGGACGAGGAGGUUUCGCGGAGCCUCCUGCGGCUCUUCGGCGUCCUGCUCAGGAGCCAAGUGGCUCCCCACGCGGAGCUGCGAGCUCAUCAAACUCGCCUUCUCGGUCAAGAGACGAGUGAAGAAGCCCCGCGUGGAGGAGUUUCGGUGUGCGCAGAUGAGCAUGAUGUCAUGUUACGGUCACUGGGAUUCUGCCUUGACCGGAAGCCCAGCUCGUUGCCCUUGGCAGGAACUGGAGUGUUUGUGACCAAAGGACGUGUACCCAAAGGAACUACAGUGGCCAUGUACCCUGGGACAGUCUAUCAAUUCUAUGAGCCAAUUCUCCUGCAGUCCAUCAGAAACCCCUUUGUAUUCAGGUGCAUCGAUGGUGUCUUGAUUGAUGGAAAUGACAGAGGCCUCUCCAAAAUGGUCUUCAAGUCAUGCAGUGGCCGGGACAGAAUGGGGCCUUUCAUGAUGAGUGACUCCAGCUGGCUGACCUCCAGACCACAAAACCCACUCGCUGUUGGUCAGUAUGUGAACAACUGCUCCUACGAGGCGCCCGCUAACGUGUGCUACCAGGAAUACGACGUGCCGGACAAGUUCCCCGUCCAGCUCCGCCAGUAUCUUCCCAAUGUCAACUACAGCCAUGACGCACAGCGGCCUGUACGCUGCGUGGUCCUUGUAUCGCUCAGAGACAUUGAAGCCGGCGAGGAGCUGUUGUCCAACUACUACACUAUCGUGCAUUAGAGUCAAAGUACACACAACUGUCCCCCUUUGGAUUUCAGAACUUUAACGACCUCACUGUGUGUACACCAACAAUUAUCUGAAAUAAUUGCAAAACAUCUCUGGUAUGGAAUACUGUGAUAUGCAAGUGACAAAACGCCUCUUAUAUGCCACGAACCAAAUGAGAGAGCACUUAGUGCAAUAUCUUUGCACUAUUUUAAGGAAGUAUUGGUGCUAAAAAUAUAUAACGUCGUAUUGCUUUUAACAUGCGACUAGUGCGGGACCUUUUUAGUAUCUGUAGACCGUGCAACACUAACAUGGAGACAGUCAGAUCCUCCUGUCAAUUGAUUAAAAAAUAAAAUAAACAUUUAAAGUGG
Messenger RNA from Gasterosteus aculeatus aculeatus (three-spined stickleback), 1275 nucleotides. RefSeq names its product SET domain containing 9 (gene setd9). Lineage: Eukaryota; Metazoa; Chordata; Actinopteri; Perciformes; Gasterosteidae. Gene Ontology annotation, molecular function: protein binding. The record is from RefSeq and is a predicted model, not a curated record.